CUAAGGUGAGGCCUAGCGGAAGUUAAACGUUAGCUUAGUUUUUUUGUACAAAGUAUGGUGUCCCGCAGACAGGGGCGAGUGUGGAAGUAUGUGGAGGAAGGUAGUCUUUUAAAGCUGAAGUCAUAUCUGCGGAAGCACCGGGACCUAGACGUGAAUUUCACCCAGGGUAAGAAGCAGAGGAGCCCGCUGCUGCUGGCCUGCUCUCUUGGAGAUGACGCUGUGUUGCGGCUACUGCUGAAACACGGAGCCGAUGUUCUACAAAGGGACCGCCGGGGGGACACGGCACUUCAUGUCGCAGCUAACAGGGCCUUGAAACAUGGAAAAACUGUUUAUGAUGACCUGGUUGUCCCUCUCAAAAAAGCAUGUCCAGAGGCUUUGAACGCUCCAAACAGGGCAGGAGUCACACCACAGGACCUGCUGAACUGGACGAAACAUUCAAAGACUGCAGACAACAUGAGCUGUCCAUCUGAGGCAGACCCCGAGAAGGAGUGGCUGGAGAAACUUUUUGGUGAAUGUGAAGAUGAAUUUUGUGAAACUUUUGGGGUAUAUGAUGCUGAUGAUUUUCUUCCAGUUGACGACGAUGAGGAAGACUUUGGGGACUGGGCUGAUCGUAUCAGAAGAGAAUAUUUUUCAAAAAAACAUGCCGAAGCUCAAAGACUGGCAGCAUCAUCUUCUAGUUGGAAAAAACAGAAAAAUAAGCAACAAAGAGAACAAGAAGCAGAAAGCCAUAAAGAGCUGCAUGAAAGGCUGCAGAGGGAACAUGAAGAGUAUCUGGCUCGAGCAACACGUAAAGAGGAAGAGACUCGUCAGGGAAAGAAGCGUAGGUACGAUGAGAGAUGUGCCGCUACAUUUAACGGCGCUUCCUCAUCAGCCAGCACAAAACUCAGCUACAGUGACAUCCCCUGGCCAGCUCCAAGAGGCACGGUCCAGGAGAUGGUGGACUUGAUGCUGCACGGCGUGGACCGAAAAGAUGUGGCAGAGUUUCGUAAAGCACUCCGGAAGCAGCAAGUGCUGUGGCACCCGGAUAAAUUCGCUCAACGAUGCAAAGCUCGUUUGGAGGAGAGAGACAAAGAGCGGAUCUUGGAUACAGUCACAGCUCUGUCACAAGAGCUCAACAGACUGGCUCAGAGUCUAAAGACUUAAAAAUCACCUCAGAAAUAAUACAUACAUUUCAUGCACUAAAAAUCUGAGUGUUAAAACUCUGUGUAAGGGCAUGAAGAAAAAAAUAAAUGAGCUCCUCUGAAUUAAUAAAACUAAGCUUGUCUUAGUUUUAAAACUGAAUGUUGUACCCGUGCUGCUAAAUAUCACACUUUUGAAUAAAAAAGUCUUUAUUCUGAUAUUAUCUUGUUUUAGAAAUUAAAUACAUAUGUUGUAAUGAAUGGUUGUUUAUAUUAUUCACAAACCAGGGUUUAAUCCUCAGGUUCUACUCAAGUUUCAUUACGUACCAGUUGUUUCUUAUCCAGCUCAUGUUUAUGUAGGGAUUGCAGCGCUAAGGCCUACAUAAGCGCUAAGGCCUGCUUUUCUGAUCAUUUGAGUGUUCAGAUUGAUCCUGAUGUGUCAGGCAGACCAUUGAAAACUGCCUGAAGCAACAGCAUUUGCAGCAAGAAAUCCAUGUUAUGGAAAAAAAGAGUAUUUGUUCAGAUUUGCAUUUUCUCAAAAAUGAGUGUUGAGUGUGGUGCUUUAAUAAACAUUGUAUUUAAACCUU
This is a messenger RNA of Melanotaenia boesemani (Boeseman's rainbowfish), 1705 nucleotides long. RefSeq names its product nuclear factor of kappa light polypeptide gene enhancer in B-cells inhibitor-like 1 (gene nfkbil1). The transcript is spliced from 4 exons. Gene Ontology annotation, molecular function: protein binding. Lineage: Eukaryota; Metazoa; Chordata; Actinopteri; Atheriniformes; Melanotaeniidae. The record is from RefSeq and is a predicted model, not a curated record. Gene Ontology annotation, biological process: canonical NF-kappaB signal transduction. The coding region runs from base 55 to 1143 and encodes 362 amino acids.